Messenger RNA from Brassica rapa (field mustard), 505 nucleotides. Its product is annotated as protein LIM1. Lineage: Eukaryota; Viridiplantae; Streptophyta; Magnoliopsida; Brassicales; Brassicaceae. Gene Ontology annotation, biological process: systemic acquired resistance. Gene Ontology annotation, molecular function: fatty acid binding. The record is from RefSeq and is a predicted model, not a curated record.
AUUAAAAUGAGAAAAACAGAGGUUCUUACAGUAAUGAUUCUUAUGGUUUUGGUCGAGUCAGGCCUGCUCAAAGAGGCUACGGCACACCCAUGUGGUCGAACAUUUUUGUCCGCUUUGAUUGAACUCGUGCCUUGUACACUAUCAGUGGUGCCGUUUAGCACGUUGUCUCCGAACGAGCCAUGUUGCACUGCCAUCAAAACGCUUGGUCAGCCUUGUCUAUGCGUUAUUGCCAAUGGACCAUCUAUUCCUGGCGUUGACCACACUCUCGCUCUCCAGUUACCUGGAAAAUGUUCUGCCAAUUUUCCUCCGUGUAACUAACUAAUUUUCUGCAUGUAAUAAGAAAAUCACGAAUUGCUUCGGUUUUAAAUUAGACUUGAGAAUUAUAAUUUUAGUGACAAUGUUCAAGACUAAUAAAGAAGUGAGAGUACCUUUAAUUUUGAGAAAUUUUAUUGAAAACCAUUUUUAUUGAAGAUUAAUAAUCUAAGGUAUAGCUACAUUUUGGGGA